UAUUAUUGUAGUUUAUGGUUGAACUGGGGUGAAAACAAGUCUUUCGUUUUUCGCGUUUUGUUUUUGUAUAUAUUUUGAAAGAAUUACAUAAAAAAAACUGCCCUCAAAUAAUGUACAUAGUAUGAUAGUUAAGCAAUAACUCGUUUCUGCUGUGGCGAAUACGUAUUAAUAAAUUAAAAUAGUCUGGUGUAAAUAAGUUUUUGUGCGGUUACCAUGUAACUGUAAUAGCGAAAAAAAUAAGUCUUCCUUGUUGAGCAGAUGUGUGACCUUAUUUUGGACGAAUUUACAUUGAAAAGAAAUUAGAUUCCAAGCAGAGCGAUUAUCGCUUAAGUUCGAUCUCUGAACCAAACCAAAGCCAAAAUGAUAUGAGUCCACAGCCCUGGCUCUAUCAUCUCUAUUUGUUCGAGUAACGACUUUAAGUGGAGCUGACUUGUAUUUUUCGCUGAAGGGAAAAUUUUGGAUCCGUGAAUUCAAGGCUUGCUAUAAGACUUUGCCUCGAUCAGUUAGAAAGUUGGUUGGAACAUUAGGAUGAAGAGCGUGGGCUCAAACCCUGGACCAUGAAUAAGGAAACUUUUAUAAAUUCAAAAAAUGCUAUGAAAGUAAGCCACAAAUUAAAUGGAACUACAAAUGAAACUAGAAAUAAAACAGUCGGCCUACUCAACAAAAAAGAUGACUCAGACUAUGAUCUUGUUCCACCUGAUGGUGGAUGGGGUUGGCUUGUGCUUUUGGGUUCGUGUAUGACAAACAUUCUAAUCCCUGGAACUAUUAAAAGUUUUGGAGUACUGUUUUCGGAAUUCACCGACGCUUUUAACUCUUCACCCACAAAGGCUGCCUGGAUACCGGCCCUGUGCUAUUUUCUGUACAGUUCGUUGGGCCCAGUUUCGAGCAUAUUGUCUGUAAAGUACUCUUAUCGCACAGUCACCCUUCUUGGUGGAGCAUCUGCGUCACUGGGAAUGAUACUCUCCUUCUGGGCAUCAUCUAUUGAGUACUUGUACAUCAGCUAUGGCGUUUUGGUCGGAAUUGGGGCUGGCCUUUCUUUCCCACCCACUGUCUACAUUGUGACCUCGUACUUUUCAAAGCUUCGCGGAUUAGCUAAUGGCUUGUGCAUUUCAGGCAGCGCGUUGGGCAGCAUUAUUCUUCCGCCCCUGCUUCGCUGGCUACUCGAGACUUACGGUUAUCAUGGCUCCUGCUUAAUCAUGGGUGGCAUUACUCUGAAUGUAUUUGUUGCUGCUCUUUUCUAUGAGCCUGUUGAACAGCACAUGGUUCGAGUACCUCGCAUACGCCAGGUUUUGGAAGACAUUCCUGAAGAAGAAGAUAUUGGCAUUGUGAUGAAGUUCGAAAAUGUUGACGAGUCUGCCCCAAAAAACGAGGAGACUGAUAAGCAUUUGUUACCUUACAACUCCCCUCCGUCACCACUGUAUCCACCCGACGAUGAGAAACAGUUUGUGCGGAGCGCAUCCGCAGCGGUUGUUCAAAGUUACUUAAAGUCUGGAGACGAGUUUCAGUCUCGAUCUCGUAAGAUCAGUACCCCAGUGAGGUUACCCCAAAGAAAUCAAACUUUUACGCCUGGCCAAUUGAACUCGCAGUCUUCCUUGUACGCAGUACCCGAGGGUCGCUCGAGCUCCAACAAACUUACUCUGCGGAAUUUAUCUAAAACACGGCUGUCCAAACGCUCGCCUUCGACCAGCAGUUUUUUAUACGUCAGUACACCAUAUCAUGGGAGCACAUUGUCUUUCCAGCCGAAAGAAUUUUCCUCUCAUUUGUCGCUUCGCUCUGUGGGUAGUAGUGGAAUAGGAGGUCCUAGCGGCGACUCGACCAGACCAGAUGGAACUCAAGCUGUCGAAUCACGAGGCAAAGACAAGCAGCCACAACGAUCGAAGUUUUUCGAUCUAAGCCUUUUAAAAGAUCCUAUGUACUUGGUCAUACUUAUUUCAAAUUCUACAAAUGCCAUAAGCUAUACAAAUUUUAUAAUUUUGCUGCCCAGUUUUGGGGAAGCUAGGGGGUUUAACAAAUCAUUAUCUGCCUAUCUGCUUUCCGUUGUCUCUACGACAGACCUAAUUGGACGUAUUGGAGGAUCAGCACUUUCAGACAUGGGAUACAUACCUAAGACCUGGUACUUUGUUGGCGGCUUGUCCAUAUCGGGACUUUCCCUUGCGCUUCUACCUUUUGCAUGGGCUUACAGUUCAGUAUGCUUCUGGUGCGCACUGUUUGGUCUAGCAUCCGGAAUCUACGUCGGAAUCACUGCCGUGAUUAUGGCAGACAUGCUUGGCACGGAAAGAUUGACUUCAUCCUAUGGUAUAAGCCUUUUUGUCAAUGGCUUGCUGCAGUUGGUUGGGCCGCCGCUGUGUAACUACUGGUUCGAGGCGGUUAAUGAUUAUAAUCCUCUUUUCCACGCCCUGGGCUUGACGCUCUUAGCUGGGGCCAGCCUUUGGAGUUUUAUGCCAUGGAUUAGUCGUCGCAGAGCCAAAACGUUAGAACAACUAGAUGCAGAUAUCGAAGAAGACGCUGUCGAUAGCUACUAAACGGGAGGAAAACUCUCGUAUUAAACAACGUACAAUAACAGUUAGACUUUAAGCUUACAAUGCCGUAUUAACAAUGAUGAAUAUAUGUGGGCAUGCCUUAUACGGCCAGGACUAUGAGAAAAAAUCAAUAUUUUGGAAACCAAUGAUUUGUACUUCAGCUUAGUCGUAGUUACUAUUACGUAUAAUAAAAUUAUUGUUUCCUUAACAUCAACUUUAUAAUAGCAAGGCCUUAUAAAAAUAAAAUAAAGGAUUUUAUAACUAUUUUUCUAUAAA
Messenger RNA from Drosophila suzukii, 2795 nucleotides. Lineage: Eukaryota; Metazoa; Arthropoda; Insecta; Diptera; Drosophilidae. The record is from RefSeq and is a predicted model, not a curated record.